Impatiens glandulifera is the source of this 1220-nucleotide messenger RNA. Its product is annotated as GATA transcription factor 6-like. Gene Ontology annotation, biological process: positive regulation of DNA-templated transcription. Gene Ontology annotation, cellular component: nucleus. The record is from RefSeq and is a predicted model, not a curated record. Gene Ontology annotation, molecular function: sequence-specific DNA binding; zinc ion binding. The transcript is spliced from 2 exons. NCBI's taxonomy places the organism in Eukaryota, Viridiplantae, Streptophyta, Magnoliopsida, Ericales, Balsaminaceae. The coding region runs from base 86 to 1042 and encodes 318 amino acids.
AUUCCAUUAUUUGAUCUUCCCUCAAAUUCUUUUUCUUCUUCUUCUUAAAGCUUGAUAAUUCUUCUUAGAGAGAGAAAAAGAAGAAAUGGAGUAUUGCAUUAAUGAAUUAGACAUGACUACACUUCAAUCUACUAUCCCUUUAGAUUCCUCUACUUUCCACCACUUAGACGAUUUCUUCUCACUCAACUCCGGCGCCGACGCCGACGACGACAACAACAACGUCGACGGCGUCGACUUCUCUUCUAUCGAUUCCUUCCUUGACCUCUCCGACGACCACCACCAUCAAUUAUUACAAGAAGACCAAUGGAAAGAAGAAGUUUCUAAUUCUCAAGACAAACCAGGAAACAUCCAAUUUACCACCACCUCCUUCCCCGGCGGCGACUCUCACGUAGUCGAAUUUCCACUUUUGCAACAAGUCGAGGAUUUUGAAGAUCUAGAAUGGUUAUCUCGAAUUGUAGAUGACUAUGAUUCAGAUUCCAAAUUAACCCUUCUCUAUAAUCCCCCCAUAAACCACCACCACCACCACCGAUCUCAUCCGCCGCCGCCGCCGCCGCCCCUUCUCUGCUUCUCCUGUCCAAUCCCAGCCAAACCCAGAACCAAAAGAACAAGACUCGCCGGAAAACUAUGGGGAAACGCCGUGACCGCCGCUUUAUCAAAUUCCUCUUCCUCUUCUUCUUCUUCCUCAAUAAUAUCCUACGGUUCUUCAAACUCUUCAAUCAGUUCUAAUACCAACUUAACCAUUCCAAUGAAAAAUCAAAUGAAGAAAAGAGGGUGGUCGGAAUUGGAAUCGGAAACGCAGAUUCGACGUUGUAGCCAUUGCCAUGUUCAGAAAACACCUCAGUGGAGAAGUGGUCCUCUUGGUCCAAAGACACUUUGUAACGCUUGUGGAGUUCGGUUUAAGUCCGGCAAACUUUUCCCGGAGUACAGACCGGCGUGUAGUCCGAGCUUUACCGGCGAACUUCACUCGAACAGUCAUAGGAAAGUAUUAGAGAUGCGACGGAAGAAGGAGACUAUUGAUAAACCGGGACAAGUGAGUUUUUGAGGAUAGACCGGUUCAAAAAUAAAUCUAUAGAAAACCGGGUUAAUUGGAACUUUAGAUAGAUAGAAUUGAUGUAUAAUUACUGAGUUAGGCAGGCAGGCCGGCAUCAAGGGUAUAAUAGUACUUUUCUUCAUUUUUAGAAAGCAGCCUUUCUUUUAUCCAUUAAUAACAACAGUAAUUU